AUGGAGAUAGAGAAGAACAUGGGCAGUGGCGAGGUGGAGGUGAAAGAAGAGCUACAAAGUAAGAAGAUGAAGCGACGAGGAGGCAUCAGAACAUUGCCUUUCAUCCUUGCAAAUGAAGUAUGUGAUAGAUUUGCGGUGGCUGGUUUUCAUGGUAACUUGAUAAGUUACCUGACUCAAGAGCUGAACUUGCCAUUGGUAUUGGCCUCAAACACUCUCACAAUCUUUGGUGGAACUGCUAGCUUCACUCCUCUCCUUGGUGCUCUCUUUGCUGAGUCCUUUGCUGGCCGAUUUUGGACCAUUACUGUUGCUUCUCUCAUUUAUGAACUGGGGUUGGUUGUUAUGACUGUAUCAGCUAUAUUGCCACAUAUGCGCCCUCCACCAUGCCCAACACAAGUGAAUUGCCAAGAAGCCACAUCCUCAAACCUGUGGAUACUAUACCUCUCUCUGCUCCUCACAUCUCUUGGAUCAGGUGGCAUUAGACCUUGUGUUGUGCCCUUCUUAGGAGACCAAUUUGAUAUGACCAAAAAUGGUGUGGCAUCUAGGAAGUGGAACAUCUUCAAUUGGUACUUUUUCUGCAUGGGAUUCGCUUCUCUAAGUGCUUUGACCAUUGUGGUUUAUAUUCAAGACAAUACGGGCUGGGGCUGGGGCCUUGCAAUACCAACCAUUGUCAUGUUCAUAUCCAUCAUUGCCUUUGUCUUGGGCUCACCACUCUAUAAGAAUGUAAAACCAAAGGGGAGUCCUUUGGUUCGUUUGGCCCAAGUGAUUGUGGCUGCAUUAAAGAAAAGGAAGGAGGCUUUACCAGACGAUCCCAAGCUGUUGUACCAAAAUAAAGAACUUGACGAUGCUAUUUCUUUGGAAGGAAAGCUUUUACACACAGACCAAUACAAAUGGUUGGACAAGGCUGCAAUUGUGACAGGGGAGGAGGGCAGAGAUCCAAAUGCAACACCAAACUUAUGGAAAGUGGCCACUGUUCAUAGAGUUGAGGAGCUAAAAUCUAUCAUUAGAAUCCUUCCAAUUUGUUCAUCAGGAAUUUUGCUCAUAACUGCUACAUCACAUCUUCCAAGCUUUGUCAUUCAACAAGCACGCACAAUGGAUCGUCACCUUUCUCAUUCAUUCCAAAUUUCUCCAGCUAGUAUGUCUAUAUUCAGUGUGCUAACCAUGAUGACAGGAGUUAUUCUCUACGAACGCCUUUUUGUUCCCUUUGCUCGUAGGUUCACUAGGAACCCUUCUGGAAUCACAUGCCUACAAAGAAUGGGAGUAGGCUUUAUAGUUAACAUUAUAGCCACAGUAAUUUCAGCACCUGUGGAAAUAAAAAGGAAAGAAGUUGCUGCAAAGUACCACUUAUUGGAUGAUCCAAAAGCCACUAUUCCUAUUAGUGUGUUUUGGUUGGUACCUCAGUAUUGUUUGCAUGGAAUGGCUGAUGUUUUCAUGAGUGUUGGACUUUUUGAAUUUCUCUUUGAUCAGUCACCUGAAAGCAUGAGAAGCAGUGCUACAGCUCUCUAUUGCAUAACUAUAGCCAUUGGGAAUUAUGUUGGUACAUUUAUAGUAUCAAUUGUCCAUAAAUAUAGUGGCAAAGAGAACAAUUGGUUGCCUGAUAGGAACCUUAAUAGGGGUAGAUUGGAGUACUAUUAUUUUCUUGUUAGUGGGAUUCAGGUUUUAAAUCUCAUUUAUUUUGGAAUGUGUGUUUGGUUUUACAGUUACAAGCCCUUGGAAGAAACUACUGAAAUGAAAAAGGAAGAAGAUUUGGAACAGCCCAAUAGGAAAAUCUCAUCUGUCAAUUCAAAAGAUGGCAGAGAUGAUGAGUAG
Gastrolobium bilobum is the source of this 1806-nucleotide messenger RNA. RefSeq names its product protein NRT1/ PTR FAMILY 3.1-like. Gene Ontology annotation, biological process: transmembrane transport. NCBI's taxonomy places the organism in Eukaryota, Viridiplantae, Streptophyta, Magnoliopsida, Fabales, Fabaceae. The record is from RefSeq and is a predicted model, not a curated record. The coding region runs from base 1 to 1806 and encodes 601 amino acids. Gene Ontology annotation, molecular function: transmembrane transporter activity. Gene Ontology annotation, cellular component: plasma membrane. The transcript is spliced from 4 exons.